AUUUGGUUUCAUUUGCUUGAUUAAUUUUUGAGUAACGCAGAAAUUUAGAGAGGGGGGAGGGGUCUCAAACUAUCACGAAAACCUUCCCCGGCCCCAAAAACCCCUACAUACCAAUUUUCAUGCUGAUCAGUUCAGUAGUUUCCGAGUCAGACAUAAGAAUCAGACAGACAGACAGACAGACAGACAGACAGAAAUCCAUUUUUAUAUAUAUUAUAUUAUAUCUCUAUAUAUAUAAAAAUGUUCUGUUCGUUUGUGUACGCGUCAAAAAAUCGAAAAGUGCGGAACCGAUUGAGCUCAAAGUUGUACACAAUAUACAAUCCACUUCAGGGAGUGUUGUUACGGCAUAACAAAAUGGAAAAUUGGAAGAAAAAUGAUUUUAUAUAUGAUCAGAGUGCGUUUCUGAAAUUGAGCUUCCAAUGAAAAUCGACUAUUCAGCAAUGAAUAUGUGUUCUAUGUGAUGGAAACAUUUUUUUUCCACGUGUUUGACAAAAUCAUGAACUAAAAAUUGAGGGACUUAGAAUGCAAGGGGUGUAAGUGAUUUGAUCAAUUUCUCUUCAUGAACUUUUUCUUUCGUGAAUAACUCAGCGCACAAAAACGUUCCAAUUUGAUUUUGCUAUAGAAACCGACAAUUGAGGUUCUGACCUAUCGUCCACAUUGUCAAAUAAGCUGGGAAUGUGUUUGCAGUUAAGUUAUGAUCAAAAGAGAAAGUCGAUAAAGAGAAAUCGAUCAAGUCACUUACACCCCUUGCAUUCUAAGCCCCUCAAUUGUGUUUCGAAGUGAUUUAAAAUGUAUCGAUUUCCCUCAUCUGUCUCUAUAUAUAUAAAUGUUCUGUUCGUUUGUGUACGCGUCAAAAACUCGAAAAGUGCGGAACCGAUUGAGCUAGUUAACUCCAGCGUCAGCAUUAGUCAGCGAUCCCACAAAAUUAAUAUCAAUACUCCGACACCAACGGCGAUUUUCGUAAAUCAAUCCCAGGGCCAACCCAUAAACAAUAACAUCGACGACGACGGCGACGACGGCAGCAAAUAUUUAAGAAUAACAUAAACACGAUCGUUCUCGCGAUCGGUAUAUCGAUUCAUUCUGUAAACUAUAAACAUUAUCGCUAGGGCACUAGGGAUCUUUAGAUGAAUAAGAAAGUUAGUCUGAAUACAGCAUUCAAGUCGUAUAGACAAUUUUAUUUUUUUAUCCGAAGAACCCGGAAAGUUAACUGGCGCCCGAAUAGGGACCGCCUUUGUAAUUUGGGAAGAGUAUAAGUUCAUCUUGUGCAGAAAGUCUUUACAAAAAACUGCAAUUCGUCUUGUGGAGUGUUAGGUGAAAUUCUUCAAAAAAAAAGUGAAAAUCCAAAUCGCUUCAAACGGUUAAAAGAGCCGCACCGCAAGAGCACCAGCAACAACGAUAGCGGAAAAUUCUGGUACCAGGAGCCAGUGCACAGUAGGACCAAGCGAGCCCAGGGACACCGCGGAUUCAUCCCAAUCGGUACCAGGGACCUUAGUAGCGGAUUGCAAAAAGGACUCAUCCCGAAGUACCUGCCCUGGAUUCCCCCAAAACAGGAAGGCCAUCCCAAAGGAGAACUCAGAAAAAGUCCAGUUCACGAAUGCUGGCGAUAAUCUUAAUACUUCUGUUUCUAUCCCUGCCAACAAUGAAUGUUGGACAACAUGUAUCAAUUCAAAAGGUGGACGACUUACCAUUAAUAUUAGUAGAUAAAGGACAAGGACGAAUUCGAAACGACUCAAAUUAUUAUAUCCACCAUUUUAAAAUAUUCCCUUUCAUUAUACAUUUGAUCGAUUUGAAGGCCAAAUUCUCUGAUAUAGAAGAAAAUCAAUUCACAAAUUUAAUAUUGAAAAAGUUUGAAGAAAUAGAAAUAUCUUUAAAAAAUUUGAUACCAAUUAAAAGAGUAAAAAGAUGGAAUACAAUAGGAACUAUUUGGAAAUUCAUAGCAGGUUCUCCUGAUGCAAAUGAUUUAAAAAUUAUAAACGAUUCAAUUAAUAAUUUGAUUGUGAAUAACAAUGCACAGGUUAAAAUCAAUAGAGAAGUUACGUUUCAAAUGAAAGAGGCCUUAUUUAAGACAAAAGAAGCUAUAAAUUUAUUUAACUCAAAAUCAUCAGAAUUAUAUUCUAUAAACAUUUACUUGAACCUCAAAUACCUACAUGAAAAAUUGUACCAAAUUUCAGAAACAAUUAUGUUAACCAAGUUAGGAAUUCUUAAUGAAAAAAAAAAAAAAUUAAGUGUAAGCGAAAUGAAAAUAUUGUUAGAAGAUUUAAACAGAGAGAAUUUAACUGUUCUUAAUAUUGCUGAAGCACUUACCUACGCAACAACAUCGAUAGCAUCCAACGAACAUGAAAUCGCUCUUCUCAUCAAGCUGCCCAAACUCAUCCCAACAAUUUUUCAAAAAGUACUAUUGGUACCUACCUGGAAUCCAAAACAUCAAAUUCACCUACCAAACAACAAGUAUCUAAUUCAUGACAAUGAUUACUAUGUCGUCAAUAGUUUACUACCGAAUAUAUACAACAAGGAGGAACUUUUACUCGAUAACACCACAUGCGUACCAAAUAUUCUCAAAGGAAAAUCGGCAAGUUGUGACUACGUAAGCAACCCUAUUGAAGAUAUCGUUGUAAUAGACAACCAGCACGUACUCAUAAAUUUGCAUGGCAAUUUUACAUUGGAAUCAAGUUGCGGUAUACCACGAAGAAAUCUAUCUGGUACCUAUAUGGUAACCUUCCACAAUUGUGAAAUCACAAUAAAUAACCGAAAAUUCUCAAACAAAGUACAGAAUCUCACAGGAAACGUAAUCUUGCUUCCGUUGAACGGAAUUGCACUCGAAAAAGGAGUAACAAUAUUAAAUUUAAGCCUUGAACAUCUCCAUAAAUUGCACAUUGAAACAAGACGAGAUCUAGAGACAAUUCGUCUCGAAGCCAAUAGCUUACAGUGGCCACACUGGUCAAUUUUUGGUGGAUUAUCAAUCACUCCUGUAAUAAUAGGUGUUAUAUUCCUUGCAUAUUAUCUCCAUACCCGAAAACGAAAUAUCAUCAUACAAGCUGAAAAACCAAAAUCGUCAUGUAUUGAUACCAAUAGACUUCGGGAUAUAUCUUUGAAGGACAUCAUUCGUACGGAGCCUCAACUCUAAGGAGGGGCAAGUUAACUCCAGCGUCAGCAUUAGUCAGCGAUCCCACAAAAUUAAUAUCAACACUCCGACACCAACAGCGAUUAUCGUAAAUCAAUCCCAGGGCCAACCCAUAAACAAUAACAUCGACGACGACGGCGACGACGGCAGCAAAUAUUUAAGAAUAACAUAAACACGAUCGUUCUCGCGAUCGAUAUAUCGAUUCAUUCUGUAAACUAUAAACAUUAUCGCUAGGGCACUAGGGAUCUUUAGAUGAAUAAGAAAGUUAGUCUGAAUACAGCAUUCAAGUCGUAUAGACAAUUUUAUUUUUUUAUCCGAAGAACCCGGAAAGUUAACUAGCUCAAACUAUGAUACAAUAUACAAAACAACCAAACACAUCUAGGAUUGUUGUUACAACAUAAAAAAAAUGAAACAUUCAACUCAACCAUGCAACUACAAUGUGCCACAGCAAAGCGUGGUAGGGUACAGCUUGUUAUAUUAUAUUAUUUAGCUAUGUAAAACAAAUGUAAAUUUGAAAAUCGAUUUUUUUUAUGACAAAUUACUUAAAAAUGCAUUAAAUGUCGAGAUCUGGUGUCAUCGCGAAAAAAAUCUACCUAGCCUACUACACUUUUUCUGAGUGGUGUUUCUGUUGCAGUCGUUUUCUGCAGCGAUUCAUUCCGGGAACGGUGAAAUACGGUAUUUUAUGUCAAAUGGGCGAAAUUAUGUACUAAUUGAUACAAGGGAGCAUCACGGUGAGAGGGAUGAUUGAUUGUAAUUAUUUUCCUU
Molecule: messenger RNA, 3883 nt
Organism: Toxorhynchites rutilus septentrionalis
Lineage: Eukaryota; Metazoa; Arthropoda; Insecta; Diptera; Culicidae
Exons: 2
Coding region: 1592-3121 (509 amino acids)
Source: RefSeq, a predicted model, not a curated record